Molecule: messenger RNA, 2223 nt
Organism: Orbilia oligospora ATCC 24927
Lineage: Eukaryota; Fungi; Ascomycota; Orbiliomycetes; Orbiliales; Orbiliaceae
Exons: 3
Coding region: 1-2223 (740 amino acids)
Biological process (GO): regulation of DNA-templated transcription; DNA-templated transcription
Molecular function (GO): DNA binding; DNA-binding transcription factor activity, RNA polymerase II-specific; zinc ion binding
Source: RefSeq, a predicted model, not a curated record
AUGCCAGACUUCUCACAACCUGUCGCAAUCGCCCAAUAUCAAAAUCUCCAGCUUCACCAGCAACCCCCUCCUCCAUCCGCAGAUAAUUAUGAUGAGGAAGAAAGUGGAGCCUACAGAUACCCUGGUUCUGGUGUCGGCGUGCUGCCUACCACUGGCUUACCGACAAAUGGAAUGGGAUAUCCUUCCCUCCCCUUAAGAUCCAACUCACACCCUAGUAUUCCAACAACUACAGAAUACUUGAUAUCGCCGCAAACCAUACACCAACCAUCUCUGUUCCCAUCGCCGCAGUCUGCCACUCUACCACCAUCUCAAACAAUCCCCUCAACGAUAUACACCGAAGGCGGCGAUGUCAUGCAAGGCGGCGUGAAAGUCGAAGCAUCCCCUCCACCACCACAGUCUGGUAACACUGGCGGCCAGCCAUAUUUGAGAGUCGCGAGAUUUGUAGGCCCUCCUCCUGUCCCCCUAGCGUGUACUGAGUGUCGGAGCCGCCAUCUUAAAUGCGAUGCUGGCACACCCAGCUGCUCAAGAUGUGUGACCGAUACCAGGGAUUGUCUAUAUGUCAAAAGUAGGAGAGGAUGGAAGGGAAGUAGGAGACGAACUUCUGCCCAGAGCAGGGCAGGAAGUGUUAGUGGCGGGGAAGGCGGGUUUGGGGUCAUGAGUGAUGGUGGCGGUAAUGAACGAGGGUCAACAUCGCGUGCAUCAUCACAAACUCGACAAGCUUCUGUCUCCGCCGCCUCGAACGCCACAGUAUCACCUACGAAUUCGCCACCAGUGUCGAGGAAUCUGCCAAACCCGGGACCUCCUCCCCCAAAUGCAUUGGAAAAUGUCAGAAACCAUUAUCGGGGAUCGACUAACUUCGCAUCAGUCCACGAUCAUUUCCCGCCUCAACCGACCGCCAAUUUGAUCCAACUUUACUAUGCAUAUUUUCACUCCGCACACCCUUUCAUUCUUCCACCCGCGUAUCUUAUUAAAACCGCAGCAGCUAAACUUACACAGCUACUACCGGUUAUGCGAUUCAUUGGGUCAUUCUAUGCACCUUCUGCCCCACAUCAAUCAUUUCGAGAUGCUGCAGAUUUUACAUUAUUUCAACAAAAUGCGCCGCGGAACUCAUUCACGGUACAAGCGAUGUUACUGUUCGCCAUAGGCCUACAUGCAGAUAAUCUUCAAGAACGUAGCGGUCAAGUCAAAGAUAUUGCGAUCGAAAUGGCUUUGGAGCUUGGUAUGAACCUUGAGGGGUUUGCAGAAGCAGCCGGCGAGGGCGAUCCGGUGAUAGAAGAAAGCUGGCGGCGGACAUGGUGGGAACUAUAUUUCUUAGAUGGAAUAUUUGCAGGAGUCCACCAAAGAGAUUGCUUCAGGCUAUGGAGCGUAGAAUGCACGGUUCCAUUGCCUUGCGAGGAACAAGAAUAUCUAUCCAGUCGAAUACCACCCACAAGAUCAUUGGUAGAUUUCGACGAAAGAUAUUUUUCAGAGGAUAACCGGCCUUUCUCAUCGUAUGCCUACAGAGUCGAAGCGGUACGGAUACUAGGUCAAGUUUUGGCAUGUGGCGGAAGCGACAAUCCGGAUGACCCUCGAGUAGACUCUGCAGAUACAAGUUUAGUGAAUUGGAUGUUGCAUUUACCAGCCGGGAAGAAAGAACUGGUAGAUAAAGAUGGCAGAGUGGAUGAGAUGUUGUUUCAAGCUCAUAUGGUGAUAAAUGCUGCAUCUAUAUACCUACACCGACCAAAAUCGCAUCUCGCCAUCUCACUUGUGCCGGACGAAACAUCUUGUACACCACCAACCCAAUGGACAACAACAUCAAAACCCGUCGCUUUUCACACGACGAAAGCAAUCCGCGCAGCAGACGCAAUAUCAAAACUCAUAACUCUCCCAACACCGCUUAUUAAACACACGCCAUUCUUUACGUGCAUCAUAACAUUAAGUGCGAUUGUCCAUUUAUCCGCCUGCUCGUGGCUUUUAUACGGCGAAGAAGGGUUUAUGGCAAAGGAGAGAAUAAGGCUUAGUGUUGGAGCAUUGAAAACCUUAGAAGAUAUUUGGCAUGUAGCUGGGUGUGUGCUCAUGCAAGUCAAGGUUGUAUCGAGAGAAGUCUUCGCACUUCCUCGACCGGAGGGUUCUAAAAGUGGUGGAGUAUUAACGGAAGAAGAAUUUGCGAAGCUCGUUGAUGAUGAACAAGGAAUCGAGCUAAUCGAGGGCGCAGAGAUGCCGCUCCAGUGGGAUGGCCAGUAG